Molecule: messenger RNA, 846 nt
Organism: Cyclospora cayetanensis
Lineage: Eukaryota; Apicomplexa; Conoidasida; Eucoccidiorida; Eimeriidae
Product: carbonyl reductase [NADPH] 1
Exons: 7
Coding region: 1-846 (281 amino acids)
Molecular function (GO): oxidoreductase activity
Source: RefSeq, a predicted model, not a curated record
AUGGCACGAAGGGUGUUCAUCGUAACCGGAGGAAAUAAAGGAAUUGGCUUUGAAACAGCCAAGAAGAUAUGCAAAGAACUAAAGAAUGAAGACGCAACUGUUGUUAUUACCUCUAGAUCUCCGGAAAAUGGCGCGCAAGCUGUGGCAAAACUGGCUGGAGAGGGUCUGAAGGUGGAAAUGGUGCAGCUGGAUAUAGCGCAUAAGCUUAGCAGGGAAAUGUUUGUUGAGACUAUUCGAAACAAAUACGGACAAGUCGAGUGCCUUGUAAACAAUGCAGGCUUCGCUUUCAAGAAUGAUGCAACUGAACCCGUGGGGGUGCAGGCAAGGAUGACCUGCGGCAUCAAUUACUACGGCACUAGAGAUCUAACGAAGGCCAUGACGAGCCUUUUCACGUCGGGCUCUCGCAUUGUUAACGUUGCAUCGAUGGCUGGACAAAGGGCCCUUACCCAAAUGACUCCAGAGAGGCGACAUCGCCUGAUGAGCAAAUCGGCAACGCUGGAGGAUAUCGACAGUGUCGUUGAGGAGUACCUGGCGGACUGUGCAACUGGCCGCAUGGACGGCUGGCCUUCUACAACAUACGGCUUCUCAAAGGCUGCAGUAAUCGCCAUGACGGCAGCUUUGGCCCGAAUGUCCGAUAAGUGUCCAGCACUCAAAGACAGAGAGGGGAUGGUGGUCACUUGCUGCUGCCCAGGGUGGUGCAAGACUGACAUGGCCGGAUGGGAGGCUCCUCCCCUCUCCGCAGCAGACGGCGCGGAAAUCGUAGGGUCUCUGGCGUUGGGAGCCACCAAAGAACACCAUGGAAAGUUUAUACAAAAGGAGGAAGUACAUGACUUGAGGGAGGACUAG